AUGUUCCGAGAUUUUUUAGAGGUGGGCGAUGUCGAUAGUGUAUCAGUGAAGGCCUGCGGUCCGGCAGUGGCGGGCGCGAGGCCGCGGACGGUGGGCGGCGCGCAUGAACUUACAUUUAAAGAUUUGCCGCCGCCUUACCGCGAAAACGAAGUCGCCGAGGAAGAGAAUUCUGAAGAACCACAGCAUUUGGUCAACACUCUACCAUGCGAUGGUCUAGACCUGCUAGCUAAUUGCAAAAUUAAAUCUACGACAACUGAUAGUGAAAAGUCAGAGGUAGAAUAUACAGAAAUUCAAGACAUGGGUUUAUGGCACUCCACACCACUGGCCCACCGCCACAAAUCCAAAAUAUCAUUGACGUGGGUCUUAAAGGAAAAUUUGGACAGUGCCAAAAUUCCAAUAGAAAAGUCGCAAGGUGAAGAUAAAUUGAGGAGUUUUAUUAGAAAUGAGGUGGAUCGACAGCGUUAUAGUCAGAAGUUUCAUGAGAACGAUAACAGAAAGUGCAAGUCUAGAGAAGUGAAGGAGAGGGUCGUGGGGCGGAAUGAGUACUAUCAUAAUCUUAGGUUUAGGAGUGCGUGUGAGGAGUUCGUGAACGGGACGGAGUCAGGGUCGGACGACACGAGCGUGGCGACGGGCGAGUACGCGCGGAGGAAGCACCGCCACCGACACCGCCGGCGGAAGAGGCAGAGCGCCAGGUUCGGGUACGACAUACGAGACCUGGAUGGCUUUUUGAGCGAGGCUACAAUAGACCGUCCGGGCAACAUUCCCGUGGUAAUAGCGUACCCCACCACCCUGUACCAGACGCACAAGGAGUCGCAACGGGAGUUGACUCUACCACUAGGCACGGUGGUCAAUGCUGUGUUCAAGAACCAACAGUGGCUCUACGCGCAGACCCCGCAUGGGGAUGAAGGCUACGUGCUGUAUGGAGCUUGCCUGCCGUUGGGAAUACUGCCUAAUAGGACCCCCCAAAAGAAGACCCCAUGUUGGGAGAGCAGCACGGACAUCUAUCCGCGGCCCUGUGGCAACCUCACCGAUACCGAGAAGGAGCAACUGCGCGGGCGCACGCGCUCCGAGUGCCGCUACCGACCAGCAAGGCGGAAACACAAGAACUCGUGCGCAGAAAAAGACUUCGACACCCUAUACUUAAGAACUAAAUCCGUCUGUUCAGAAAUAAACAAACUAGGCAAAGAGAACUAUAAAAACAUAAAAUUACAAAGACAGACUUUGUUAGUUGUGAACAGUGAUUACAAAGGUAGUGUGUUGAAUAAAACGUUAUCAGUGAACCAGGGUGACGUGGUGAUCCUAGUACAGGGCGGGGGCGCCGAGGCCGACGUGGACGCCGAGUGGUUUUACGUGAAGAAGAGAGAUGGAAGCCACGGGUUCAUCCCCGCGGCGAUUGCCGGCCAUGGGUAUAUUUGAGAAGUUUCACAAU
Molecule: messenger RNA, 1429 nt
Organism: Pectinophora gossypiella (pink bollworm)
Lineage: Eukaryota; Metazoa; Arthropoda; Insecta; Lepidoptera; Gelechiidae
Exons: 5
Coding region: 1-1416 (471 amino acids)
Source: RefSeq, a predicted model, not a curated record